UCUUCCUUUGCUUCACUGGAACAUCUUAUUGACAGACCUUCAAGAAAGGCUCUGAGUGGUGAUACCAUCUUUUGCUCUCUGGGGUCACAGAAGCAGUUAACUUUUCUAAUCCCCCAGUUUCAAGAUGGUGUCCAUUCCUUUACAUCUACUUACAAACAAUUCUUGCCUGAGCUCAUCUCUUUCUUGUAAUGCUUUGCUAAAAGCUGCAAGGAAGGAACAGCCAAUGCAUGUUCACGUUCUAUUUCAUUCCAGCACCUUCACCUAGAGCUUGGGCAGAGUUUCAAUACACAGUGCCUUGAAGAAGACAGAAGUUUAUUUUUCUCUCUUGUUGACAGUCCUGAGGAUGUUCGGUUCUUCUCCACAAUGAAUGAGUGUUACUAUGAUAAGCGGAUGGACUUUUUUUAUAAUAGGAGCAACACAGACACUGCCGAUGAGUGGACAGGAACGAAGCUUGUGAUUGUUUUGUGUGUUGGAACAUUUUUCUGCCUGUUUAUUUUUUUUUCUAAUUCUCUAGUCAUCGCAGCAGUGAUCAAAAACAGAAAGUUUCAUUUCCCCUUCUACUACCUGUUGGCUAACCUAGCUGCUGCAGAUUUCUUUGCUGGAAUUGCCUAUGUAUUCCUGAUGUUUAACACUGGCCCCGUUUCAAAAACUUUGACCGUCAACCGCUGGUUUCUCCGCCAGGGGCUCCUGGACACUAGCUUGACCGCCUCUCUGACCAAUUUGUUGGUUAUUGCUGUGGAGAGGCACAUGUCAAUCAUGAGGAUGCGGAUCCACAGCAACCUGACGAAAAAGAGGGUGACGCUGCUCAUUUUGUUUGUCUGGGCCAUUGCCAUCUUUAUGGGGGCGGUCCCCACACUGGGCUGGAAUUGCCUCUGUGACAUCUCUGCCUGCUCUUCCCUGGCCCCCAUUUACAGCAGGAGUUACCUCAUUUUCUGGACUGUGUCCAACCUUGUGGCCUUCUUCAUCAUGGUUGUGGUGUACCUGAGGAUCUACAUGUAUGUCAAGAGGAAAACCAACGUUUUGUCUCCACAUACAAGUGGGUCCAUCACCCGCCGAAGGACACCCAUGAAGCUAAUGAAGACGGUGAUGACUGUCUUAGGGGCCUUCGUCGUGUGCUGGACCCCGGGCCUGGUGGUUCUGCUGCUGGAUGGCCUGAACUGCACGCAGUGUGGCGUGCAGCACGUGAAAAGGUGGUUCCUGCUGCUGGCGCUGCUCAACUCAGUCAUGAACCCCAUCAUCUACUCCUACAAAGACGAGGACAUGUACAGCACCAUGAAGAAGAUGAUCUGCUGCUUCUCUCAGGAGAAGAACCCAGAGAGACGCCCCUCCCGCAUCCCCUCCACCAUCCCCAGCAGGAGCGACACGAGCAGCCAGUAUAAGGAAGACAGUAUCAGUCAAGGCACGGUCUGCAACAAGAGCAGUUCCUAAGCUGUGGGUGUCUCUGUGCCCACCCAGGCCUCCUCUGGGAGAGGAGCUGUUAAGAAUGGCUGCCUGCCUCUGACAACACCCACCUACAGUGUUAUUUGAGGUCUAAAUUAAUCACUGGCAGAUUUUUUAAAAAUCACUUUACAUAGUUUAAAAGCAUGAGCAGUAAAGAGAGGACACAGCACAUUUAGAGAAAAAGCACAAAAGAGGGAAGACAGCACAGCAGAUUCCUGAGUGAUGUUCUGUGAACCACUCAGAGGACCAUUCUGGGCCCUGCCGCCAUCUUGUAGCCAUUCUCUUUGUGCUUUAAAAGGAUGUUGUUAAAGGGCUUAGACCAAGAUAAAUAACGAUGUUACUUGAGCCACUUGCUAUAGCUGCUUGGAAAGCCUAUGUAGUUCUUUCUGCAUGCAUUUAAAAUUUUUUAAAUGCUUCAGCUAUAUUUGUUUCCUCAAAGAAACCGUGGCCAGUAGCUAGGUGUUCAAUAGGAAUCUCAGAAAAACAAAUCAGUAAGGGCUCCAGAUUAGAUUAGACUUGAUUUUUAAAUGAAAGAACAUUCUGAGGAAGAAGAUUUACUUAGAAACAAAAAAAAAGGGUAAACGUUAGAAACUUCUCUUAGAGCAGGAAAAAAGGCCUUGAUGUGAUCGCCGAAGUGUGCAUGGGUGUGUAUACACAUCUGUGUGUUUAUACAUUUCUAAUUUGUAGUUAAAGACCUCAAGGACAGUGGUAGUGAAAUAAAUUCACUGGCCAUCUAGACUUUUCAGUCUAGAACUAUAGCUGUAGAAAUGACCUGUUGUGCUCUAAAAGAAAAGAAAAAGAGGUGAUUCAUUUGCAAACAGACAUACAGCAAAGUAAAAGGUAUGUUGAUAAGUGGGCCUGAAUUCCUUUCAUAUAGGCCCAUAUAUGAGCUUGACUUGAGUCCUUAUUUUCAGUUAACUCCAUACCACUGGUGGCUUGUCGGAUUUUAGUAUAUGGAAUAAUUUUCACAUUUCAUAUUUUGCUUACAGUUAUUGACAUGUUUCUGGUACUUGUCUUACAUAUGGACUGAAUUUUGAUCUGAGUUCUCUUUUAAAAUUUUCGCCUUCAAAUACGUGAGCAACAUGAAAGGCAAGUCAGUAAGAAAAAUAAAAAGCUCCAGACACACAGGCUACUGACCAAAGUUUUUUAUAUAAAGCAUUUAGAAUAUAUUCUGAUUUUAAAAUAAGAAUAACUUCAAGGCAGAUAUUAUAAUAUUUAUGUAGUUUGCAAAAGAAGUUUACAUUUUUUUUUGCUAUUGUGAUGUAACAUUUAUGUGCAAGAACUACUUGUAAUAAAAGGAUUUGAAAAGUCAUGCUUUUAGAUAUAAUGGCCUAAAAUAGAGAGUAUUAUGAUUUGAAGGUGUAGAUGUCACAAACUCCAUGUAGUAUAUGGAGUGGAGUAUAUCUGAAGCUUAUAUCAAGAACACCUAUAAAAUUAAAUAAAGAAUUUGUUCUCUCUUGUU
This is a messenger RNA of Leopardus geoffroyi (Geoffroy's cat), 2902 nucleotides long. RefSeq names its product lysophosphatidic acid receptor 3 (gene LPAR3). Gene Ontology annotation, biological process: G protein-coupled receptor signaling pathway. The record is from RefSeq and is a predicted model, not a curated record. Gene Ontology annotation, cellular component: membrane. The transcript has 3 exons. Lineage: Eukaryota; Metazoa; Chordata; Mammalia; Carnivora; Felidae. The coding region runs from base 364 to 1428 and encodes 354 amino acids. Gene Ontology annotation, molecular function: lysophosphatidic acid receptor activity.